Messenger RNA from Pocillopora damicornis (cauliflower coral), 1380 nucleotides. RefSeq lists its product as uncharacterized. NCBI's taxonomy places the organism in Eukaryota, Metazoa, Cnidaria, Anthozoa, Scleractinia, Pocilloporidae. The record is from RefSeq and is a predicted model, not a curated record.
UUGAUACUUUCUACAAUCCCACUUAUCCAUUGCUUGUAACCGAUAGACCUUCCCGUUCUUAUUCUUGGGGGAGGCUAAACGAUCUCUUGUCCAUUGUAGAACUUGACGAAUGUAACGCACUCUGCCUCGAGCGCGGUAAUGUGAUGUUUCGACUCUCUAUGUCUCAGUAGCGCAGUUGUAGUGUUGAACUUGGACGCACAUACAUUGCAGCGCGUCUUGUAGAUAGCUAAAGAUGCCAUGUUUGAGAUAAGUGCUGAAUAUGGACGAACGUUAAGGCCGCUAGUAAACUAGUACUAAAAAAGCACAAUAGGCCGUUUUUCAUUGUAAGGAGGUCUUCUCACACCUCUUCUUCCGGAGGUUUUCCGAGCUACGCAGAACUUCUAGAAUUUCAUUAAUAGCGCUUUGAUACCUGCAUUAGUGUAAUUACUUGCAACGCUUUCAAUAGCUGGACAUUUCACUCUCGUUUUUUGCUGAUUACUUUGAAUUGUAUAUCUGGUAAAAGUGUUCGUGAAGUCUGCUAUGGCCAGGAACAAACGCAGAACAGUGAGGGACAAAGAGAAGCUGAAAAAGAUCAGAAAGGAAGCACGAAAGAGGUGGAGGCAAAAAAAAUCCGCGAAGAAAGCGAUGAAAAAGCUAGCAGAGGAGAAGAAGCGCAACGAAGAUAAGGAGCGUCGAAAGUUCAAAGAAAUUAACCCAUCGCUAGUUGUGAGGACGACGAAGUUUCUUGGCGCUGGAACAUUUGGCAGUUGCUACCUAGCCUUUUACAGAGAUAUGGUGGUAGCUGUCAAAGAAUUUAAAAAGAGAAAGAACGUCGACCUCGCUCACCUGAGAAGCGAAGUGCGCCACGAAGCGACCAUGAUCAAACACCUGAAAGAUCACCGUGGUGUCCCUCUACUCUUUGGUAUCGUAACCAAGAGCGAGCCCAUUCGACUUGUCACCAAGUUCCACGGGAACAAAAACAGAGGCCUCACUUUACACAAAGCCAUAAAGAAAGAAACAUUAGAAAAGCCUACUUGGCUUGAAAUUUUAAAAAAACUUAUCGAGGCGUUAAACCACAUUCAUUCGUGUGGUAUUCUUCACAACGACGUGAAGAGCAACAACGUGGUAAUGGAGCAACGAGGAGAGGAGUGGAAUCCUGUGAUCAUCGAUUUUGGGAAAGCUCGUUUCUCGUCAGAUUCGGCGAUGUCCUUGUCUACCCAUCAACAGGAGAAGUAUCGAGAACAAUAUCCACACAUUGCCUCCGAAAUUGUCAACGGGAGUGGCAGGCAGAGAAUUACUCCUCUGCGUCAACACCCAGCAGUUCCAGUGGAAGAUGUAAGGUGGCUGCAUUCAUUCAUACUAGCCAGACUGAACCAAUUCCAUUUGAAGAUGCCAUACUGA